GGCGCCUGCACCCCGGGACCAGCUCCCGUUCUGGGGGAGACUGAUGCGGGCCGCUCCGAGACUGCGGGCGCUCCAGCGACACCUGGGCUCCUCGGAGGGCAGAGGCAUGGAGCCGACCAGCAGCCCGCUGACCACACACGUGCUGGACACUGCCUCGGGGCUUCCGGCCCAGGGCCUCUGCCUCUGUCUGUCUAGGUUUGAGGACCAUGUCCGGCAGUGGACAGAGCUGAGGAAAAGCUACACCGACUCGGACGGCCGCUGCCCAGGGCUCCUGCCACCAGGCCCGAUGAAGGCAGGCACCUACAAGCUGUCCUUUGACACCGAGGGCUACUGGAAGAAGAGGGGGCAGGAGAGCUUCUACCCAUACGUGGAGGUUGUUUUCACCAUCACUGACGAGACCCACCGGUUCCACGUGCCCCUGCUGCUGAGCCCAUGGUCCUACACCACGUAUCGAGGGAGCUAGUGGCCGGGCCAUCACCUCUGGCCAGCUGCGGGCCUAAGCACUCAGCGCCUGCAGCUUCCGCUCCAGAACCAGGUUCUUGAAACCCACCUUCUGCUGCACCUCCAGGAUGGCCGCAGUAAACUUCCUGUACAGCUCGUCCCGCUCCUGCUGCACCUGCAAGGGACAGGCUGUGGGGGACAAAGAGGCCACCUGCCCUGGGGGCAUCUCGCUGGGGAGAAGCCGCCUCCCACCUCUGCCCCUGGACCAGAACAUACCUCUUCUGCAGAGUGAACCCCUUGCACCUGGGUCCCCCCACGGGUGGGUGGGUCUGUGUGCUGUCUACACUGCCUGCACGCCCACUCUCUGUGAUGGAAUUAAAGGCAUGCAGCCGUCUACACUGUGGAAGGCAGGAGGAAACACUAGCUGGACCCACCUCUACUAAGCUGUUUCAGGAAGCAACAGGGUACCCCGCUUAGAGCUGGAGAGGCACCACAGAGGGGCUGGGGCCCAGGGUUUGGGCAGGACGAUCAGGAAAGACACAUCCCUGAUCACCCCUACGUGGGAUCAAAG
Messenger RNA from Neomonachus schauinslandi (Hawaiian monk seal), 1012 nucleotides. RefSeq names its product 5-hydroxyisourate hydrolase-like. Gene Ontology annotation, molecular function: hydroxyisourate hydrolase activity. Lineage: Eukaryota; Metazoa; Chordata; Mammalia; Carnivora; Phocidae. The record is from RefSeq and is a predicted model, not a curated record. Gene Ontology annotation, biological process: purine nucleobase metabolic process. The coding region runs from base 44 to 463 and encodes 139 amino acids. The transcript is spliced from 5 exons.